This is a messenger RNA of Rasamsonia emersonii CBS 393.64, 1761 nucleotides long. RefSeq names its product CobW protein. Lineage: Eukaryota; Fungi; Ascomycota; Eurotiomycetes; Eurotiales; Trichocomaceae. The record is from RefSeq and is a predicted model, not a curated record. The transcript is spliced from 5 exons. The coding region runs from base 1 to 1761 and encodes 586 amino acids.
AUGAUAUCUCGCAACGAUGAGAUCGAAACGAAAUCCUCUCCUGAUAUAAGGAGGCUUCCUGUAACACUCCUUUCGGGGUUUCUAGGCAGCGGAAAAACAACCCUUCUGGAACACAUCCUAAGAUCGCCAGACCAUGGCCUCAAGAUCGCAGUCAUCGUCAAUGACAUGAGCACACUCAACAUCGACGCAGCCCUGAUCACGCACCACAAGGUCUCCCAGACAAAGGAGAAACUCAUCCAGCUCCAGAAUGGCUGCAUCUGCUGCACCCUGCGCGGCGACCUGCUGUCGGAGCUGGCCCGUCUGGCACGGUCCCAGGAAGUCGAAUACGUCGUCAUCGAAAGCACCGGCAUCAGCGAGCCGAUGCAAGUCGCGGAGACGUUUACGGCCGAGUUCAGUGCGGCCAUGAUGGAAGUGGAGGCGGACAGCAUGGAUACGGAUGAAGAGAGCAGGAAGAUCCUUGCUGAGGUAUCCGAGAUGGGCGGUCUGCACAUGUUAGCCAGACUAGAUACGACCGUCACCGUCAUUGAUGCCUUCAACCUCUUCGCCAACUUCGACACCACCGAAUUCCUGUCCGAUCGCUACGGCUCGCAGGAGAUCACGCCCGACGACGAGCGGACCAUCUCCGACCUGAUGGUCGACCAGAUCGAGUUUGCGGACGUCCUGAUCAUCAACAAGAUCGAAACGGUAGACGAGACGGUCCGGGUGCGAAUCAGGAAGCUGAUCAAGCUGCUGAAUCCUGACGCCAAAGUCAUCGAGACCAGCUACUCCAAGGUCGACGUCAAGGAGAUCGUCCAGACGAACCGGUUCAAUUUCCUCAAGGCUGCGUCUGGGGCAGGCUGGCUGAGGAGCUUGCACGAGAUGACCGUUCGGGAAACUGGGGCAGGCAAGAGAGUGGCGCCGAUGCCGGAGACCCUAGAGUACGGCAUCAACAACUUUGUGUAUAGGGCCCGUCGGCCAUUCCACCCGCGACGGUUGUUCGCCCUCUUGCAUGACAAAUUCAUUUUGCUUCAAAAUAGAGAGCAGGAUGAAGAGAAUGAAGAAGGAGAAGAAGGAGAAGGAGAAGAUGAUACAGAAACUCACAAGGAAGACGACAUGGAAAGCAUCGAGGACUUCGAACAACCGGAACCAGCUACCAUCCUAGCCAACAAACGAGCCCACCCGGCCUUCGGGCCCGUCCUCCGCUCCAAAGGAUUCUUCUGGCUCGCCACGCGACCCCUGCAAUUCGGUGAGUGGAGUCAAGCCGGCGGCAUGCUGACCGUCGGAUGCGGAGGCCCCUGGUUCGCUGAGGUCCCUCGCGAGAUGUGGCCUGAGGACAAGGACGUGUACGAAUCGAUUGAAAGGGAUUUCCGCGAGCCCUGGGGGGACCGUCGACAGGAGAUCGUGUUCAUCGGGGAAGGGAUCGAUAUCGAGAAGAUCACGAGUGCGCUGGACGAAUGCCUUCUCGAUGACGAGGACAUGGCGCGAUGGGAGGAGGUGAUGAAGGACGAGAAAACUUCCAGCCAGGAGAAGGCGGAAAUUCUUGGACGGAUGUGGGAAGAUGGAUGGGAGGGAUGGCCUGCUUUGGAGAUUGAAGAGGUAGAAGAAGAUGGCAUGGAUUUGGACAGAGAAAAUUGGCAGAAGAAGCAUCGCAUUAGCGAGCAUCUUGGACAUGGACAUGCACAUGCACAUGGACAUCGGCAUGACCAUGUCAAGAGUCUGAAAAAAGGCAGUGGCCGUGUAGCUAUAACCACCACACAGGACAGUACAGUGUCACACCGUUGA